CAUCACGCUACAGACGAGCGGCUAUUAUAUGUAUUCGCGCGGUUUAAUCGUGCGGAUCUAUUCCUCCCCGAAGAAGAUCCACCCAUUUCGCCAUUUUGUGUUCCAGAACGUCUUUGUUGUUGGUUGUGGAAAAUCGCUCGCACACAGUUGUUAUGUAAUCUAUAGUGCUGUUAAAUUAUUAUUAUUAUUAAUUUUUUUUUUAGAUUGGAUUUUAAGAUAGCAUUUCUCCAAUUGUCGUGAUUCUUUGAAACGUGCCGCUAAACGACUGCUUUAAGUAAAUUAAUCAAAGAUUGGCAGAAGUUCGCCUGUUGGGCAACGUGUGUGUUAACCGGAGUCGACAAAAGACGGUUGUCCGUCUCAUAAUUUCUCUAAAAGUGAAAUUUUAAAGAAGACACAUUGACGUCCACCGUACAGGAUUCGAAGCCGGAGGAGAUGGCGAGCUCCGUGGGAAACGUGGCUGACAGCACAGAACCGACAAAACGUAUGCUUUCCUUCCAAGGGUUGGCUGAGCUGGCGCACCGGGAGUAUCAGUCAGGGGACUUUGAGGCAGCAGAACGCCACUGCAUGCAGCUCUGGAGGCAGGAGCCUGAUAACACAGGCGUGCUGCUGCUUCUCUCUUCCAUCCACUUCCAGUGCCGUAGACUCGACAGGUCUGCUCACUUCAGCACCCUGGCCAUCAAACAGAACCCAAUGCUGGCGGAAGCCUACUCCAACCUGGGGAAUGUGUACAAGGAGCGCGGACAACUGCAGGAGGCCAUAGAACAUUACAGACAUGCCUUGAGACUGAAACCAGAUUUUAUCGAUGGAUACAUUAACUUGGCGGCAGCUCUGGUGGCUGCAGGAGACAUGGAAGGAGCUGUGCAGGCAUAUGUGUCUGCAUUACAGUAUAACCCUGAUCUCUAUUGUGUCCGUAGUGAUUUGGGAAACUUGUUGAAGGCUCUUGGACGGCUGGAGGAGGCCAAGGCUUGUUACCUGAAAGCUAUUGAGACACAGCCCAACUUCGCAGUGGCUUGGAGUAACCUAGGCUGUGUAUUCAAUGCCCAAGGAGAGAUAUGGCUAGCCAUACAUCAUUUUGAAAAGGCAGUGACUCUGGACCCUAACUUUCUUGACGCAUAUAUCAAUUUAGGCAAUGUGUUGAAGGAAGCUCGUAUCUUUGACAGAGCUGUAGCUGGCUAUCUGAGAGCCCUGAGUCUGAGCCCCAACCAUGCAGUUGUCCACGGAAACCUUGCCUGUGUGUACUAUGAACAGGGCCUUAUUGAUCUGGCUAUUGACACUUACCGCCGUGCUAUAGAAUUGCAGCCCCACUUCCCAGAUGCUUACUGCAAUUUGGCAAAUGCCCUAAAGGAGAAGGGAAAUGUCUCUGAAGCAGAAGAGUGCUACAACACAGCCUUACGUCUGUGUCCAACCCACGCUGACUCACUUAACAACUUGGCUAACAUAAAGCGUGAGCAGGGUAACAUUGAGGAGGCCGUUCAGCUCUACAGGAAAGCCUUAGAGGUCUUUCCAGAAUUUGCAGCAGCUCAUUCCAAUCUGGCCAGUGUUCUGCAGCAGCAAGGAAAACUCCAGGAAGCCCUGAUGCACUACAAAGAGGCCAUAAGAAUCAGUCCCACAUUUGCUGACGCUUACUCAAAUAUGGGUAAUACACUGAAGGAAAUGCAAGACGUACAAGGAGCGUUGCAGUGCUACACUCGUGCCAUUCAGAUCAACCCGGCGUUUGCAGAUGCUCAUAGCAAUUUAGCCUCUAUUCACAAGGAUUCAGGUAACAUCCCAGAGGCCAUCGCUUCUUAUCGCACAGCCUUGAAACUGAAGCCGGACUUUCCUGAUGCAUACUGCAACUUGGCACAUUGUCUGCAGAUUGUAUGUGACUGGACAGACUAUGAUGAGCGGAUGAAAAAGCUCGUCAGCAUUGUGGCUGAUCAGCUGGAUAAAAAUCGCUUGCCUUCAGUGCACCCUCACCACAGCAUGCUGUAUCCGCUGUCUCACAAUUUUCGCAAGGCUAUUGCUGAAAGACACGGAAACCUUUGCCUGGACAAGGUACACAAAGAUAUUAAAAUAAAUGCACUGCACAAACCUCCAUAUGAGCAUCCAAAAGAUCUGAAGGCCAGUGGGGGACGUCUGAGAAUUGGUUACGUUAGCUCAGACUUUGGCAAUCAUCCGACUUCCCACCUGAUGCAGUCCAUUCCUGGAAUGCACAAUCCCGAGAAAUUUGAGGUGUUCUGCUAUGCUCUCAGCCCUGAUGACAGCACCAACUUCCGUGUGAAAGUCGUAGCAGAGGCUCAUCACUUCACAGACCUCUCACAGAUCCCCUGCAAUGGGAAAGCGGCUGAUCGCAUUCACCAGGAUGGAAUCCACAUUCUGGUGAACAUGAAUGGAUACACAAAAGGAGCUCGCAAUGAACUGUUUGCCCUCCGCUCUGCCCCCAUUCAGGCUAUGUGGCUUGGCUACCCAGGAACUAGUGGGGCUCCCUUCAUGGAUUACAUCAUCUCUGAUAAGGAAACCUCACCUCUGGAGGUAGCUGAGCAAUAUUCUGAGAAAUUGGCCUAUUUGCCCAAUACGUUCUUCAUUGGGGAUCAUGCCAACAUGUUCCCUCACCUAAAGAAAAAGGCAGUGAUUGACUUCAAAUCUAAUGGGCACAUCUUUGACAACCGUAUCGUUCUCAAUGGUAUCGAUCUGAAGGCCUUUUUGGACAGUCUGCCAGAUGUCAAAGUGAUUAAAAUGAAGUGCGAUAGCCAAGAAACCUCUGGGGACACUAAUGCAGCUCUGUCAAUGCCUGUGAUCCCCAUGAACACCGCAGCUGAAGCAAUCAUCAACAUGAUCAACCAGGGCCAGAUUCAGGUCACAAUCAACAAUUUCACUGUCAGCAAUGGCCUGGCCACAACGCAGAUUAAUAACAAAGCUGCUACUGGGGAAGAGGUGCUGCGUACAGUUGUUGUGACAACACGCUCCCAGUAUGGUCUCCCUGAAGAUUCGAUCGUCUACUGCAACUUCAACCAGCUCUACAAGAUUGAUCCCCCUACACUCCAGAUGUGGGCAAACAUCCUAAAACGUGUGCCCAACAGCGUGUUGUGGCUGCUUCGUUUUCCUGCUGUGGGCGAGCCCAACAUCCAGCAGUAUGCUCAGAAUAUGGGAAUCCCAAGUUCUCGCAUCAUCUUUUCACCUGUGGCUCCUAAGGAGGAGCAUGUGAGAAGGGGCCAGCUGGCUGACGUGUGCCUCGACACGCCUCUGUGCAACGGCCACACGACAGGCAUGGACGUUCUGUGGGCCGGCACACCCAUGGUCACCAUGCCAGGUGAGACCCUUGCAUCCCGCGUGGCCGCCUCACAGCUCAGCUGUCUGGGAUGUCCCGACUUGAUAGCACAGACUCGACAAGAGUACGAGGACGUGGCAGUCAAACUGGGCUCAGACAUGGAAUACCUGAAGAUGAUCAGAGCAUGUGUUUGGAAGCAGCGAAUCUGCAGCCCUCUGUUCAACACCAAGCAGUACACAGCAGACCUGGAGAAGCUCUACCUGCACAUGUGGGAGCACCACAGCUCUGGCAACAAGCCAGAACACCUGGUCAAACACCAGCCAGUAGAAACCAGUGAGAAUGCAUGACCCCUGAAGCACACAGAUUUCUUUCCCCCUCCUUAUACCCCAGCAGUUUCCAGUCCUCAACAUUCUUCUUAAACCACAAGAAGCACGCUAGCUUGAAUGAUCAGAUUCUACUGCACUCUAUUCCGUGAAUGCAUCAGCGUCAUUUACUUUUAGCAGGACUCUUCUUUGUAAAGGAGCCUAAAGGUGUAUUUGUUUGUGGUCACAUUUGUUGUUGGAUCACACAUGCAUUUCCUGUGCCAGAUAGAAUCCUGAGUUUUUUUUCAGGCUCCUCACCUGAGAGUCCUGUCUGAAUCCACAGGUGUUUUUGAUGAGCAUAAGAGGAUAAUAUAACCUGGAAUCGCUGGAUGCCUUUUCUUCAGUUCUGUGUGCAUACGCGAAUAAUGAAUGGGCUGUGGAGAGAACGCUCAGCACUCAUAACAUGUUGAUCCAUUUAUAAAUGGGUUAAGAGUGUUUUAAAAGUAUAGUGUUGCACCAUAAAAAAUAGUAAAUUUCUUGUUUCAUCAGCUUUAACAUGUAAUUGCCAUUCAUAGUUUGCAACUGUUCUUCAGUUUGUCCUAAAAUAAUAUUAUAUGACCACAGUGCAUAUAUGUGCACGUUUUGGGGCGUUUGGUCUUAAUGACUUCUUCACCAAAUGGCAGCGUUUGUUCUGUUUUCAGUCAUGAAGCUUAUUUAGUACCUUUUGUCCUGUUUGACAUUAAACACAGCUUUUAAUUGCAAAAUUAUUGGAGAAGGGCCUAAGAGUUCAAUUUAGUUGUCAAAGCUGUUAAUAAAUUUUUAUUUCUUAAUCACGCAACAGGAUUGGUUUGGGUAAGUAUUUUCUCAACAUUUUUGUUUUUGUAUUGUUUAAAUGUAUGCUGCUGGUUCUACAAGACUCUAAAUGUAAUAAAAAGCAGAGAUGGC
This is a messenger RNA of Thalassophryne amazonica, 4494 nucleotides long. RefSeq names its product O-linked N-acetylglucosamine (GlcNAc) transferase, tandem duplicate 1 (gene ogt.1). Gene Ontology annotation, molecular function: protein binding; protein N-acetylglucosaminyltransferase activity. The transcript has 22 exons. Gene Ontology annotation, biological process: protein O-linked glycosylation. The record is from RefSeq and is a predicted model, not a curated record. Lineage: Eukaryota; Metazoa; Chordata; Actinopteri; Batrachoidiformes; Batrachoididae. Bases 433 to 3594 code for a protein of 1053 amino acids.